Sclerotinia sclerotiorum 1980 UF-70 is the source of this 651-nucleotide messenger RNA. RefSeq lists its product with no specific name. The record is from RefSeq and is a predicted model, not a curated record. The transcript is spliced from 4 exons. Lineage: Eukaryota; Fungi; Ascomycota; Leotiomycetes; Helotiales; Sclerotiniaceae. Bases 1 to 651 code for a protein of 216 amino acids.
AUGGCAAAGUGGUUGAACGACGGUCGUACCGCAUCUGCUUUGGAGCAUCAAUUUCGACCCAUCAAGGCUGCUGCUAAGAAUGCAUCAUGCAAUUCCCCCUCCACCGCCGAAAAAUUCGGUGAUGGUACAACAGGAAGCACCCCCAAAAAAACCCGCGCACCGCGUAACCCCUCCAAGAAAACCCCCAAGAAAACCGCCCUAUCCAGCAAUGAAGAAGGAGACGACGAUUCUGAUCUCGAAAUGAAUACUCCCUCUAAGAAAUCCUCCCCCGUCAAAAAAGAAUCUAUGAAUAAAGUUAAAGGCGGACGGGUUGAGAAGAAAAAUGGAACUCCUGCUCGUGCGGCUAAGAAUACGGUUAAGAGUUAUAUUGAUAGUGAUGAUGAGGAAUAUGAUGAUGAGUUGAUUAUUAAGGAUGAGGAUACUAAUGCGUAUGAUUUUGGGCGCGCGGCGGAUGGUGAUGAGGAUAUGCUUGGUGGUGGUGGUGGGGGAUUUUUGGGUCAUGGUCAUGGUAAUGGUCGGGGGAAAUGGAAGUGGUGGGAAGCUGGUGCUGAGGUAUUCAGUCGAUGCUUCAUAUUGGCCUUCGACACUCUUACCCUUUUCUUUUCUAGUCAAUUGGCUUUCGACUUUCGACCUCCUCAUCUCAUCCCAUAA